Messenger RNA from Hippocampus comes (tiger tail seahorse), 1907 nucleotides. RefSeq names its product ras-related protein Rap-2b-like. Lineage: Eukaryota; Metazoa; Chordata; Actinopteri; Syngnathiformes; Syngnathidae. The transcript has a single exon. The record is from RefSeq and is a predicted model, not a curated record. Gene Ontology annotation, biological process: Rap protein signal transduction. Bases 321 to 869 code for a protein of 182 amino acids. Gene Ontology annotation, molecular function: GTPase activity; GTP binding. Gene Ontology annotation, cellular component: membrane.
CGGAAGUGAGGCUGUGGGCUGUUGACGCGCUGAGGAUAUGGGCAGGAAAUGCCAUUCAAAGCGAGCAGAAGCGUGAUCGCUUCUCCGGCUCCUCGGCGCACUUGCACAAUCGACGUACCUCCGAAAAUGCGCCUGGCUUGACGCCGCUGCCGCCAGCGUCCAGGGAGCGGCCACUCUCCCGCGGGGUCGCGCGCUCGGUGUGAUUCUCUCUUGCGAGUCCGGGCGAGGAGGCAGCCUUCCCGGCCUGCUCGCCUCGAAGGCUUCGUCGAGGGACACAAAAAGGAGGUAUUUGGCUAUUUCCUCUUUCUCUCCAUUUGGCCAUGAGGGAAUACAAAGUGGUUGUUUUGGGCUCGGGCGGAGUCGGGAAAUCGGCUCUGACCGUCCAGUUCGUGACGGGCUCCUUCAUCGAGAAGUACGACCCCACCAUCGAAGACUUCUACCGGAAGGAGAUUGAGGUGGACUCGUCCCCGUCCGUGUUGGAGAUCCUGGACACGGCCGGCACCGAGCAGUUUGCCUCCAUGCGGGAUCUGUACAUCAAGAACGGACAGGGCUUCAUCCUGGUCUACAGUCUGGUCAACCAGCAGAGCUUCCAGGAUAUCAAGCCCAUGAGGGACCAGAUCAUCCGGGUGAAGCGGUACGAGAGGGUGCCCAUGAUCCUGGUGGGCAACAAGGUGGACCUGGAGGCCGAGAGAGAGGUUUCUUCUGGGGAAGGCAAGGCGCUGGCCCAGGACUGGAACUGCCCCUUUAUGGAGACAUCGGCCAAAAACAAAGGCUCUGUGGAUGAACUGUUUGCAGAAAUUGUCAGACAGAUGAACUACUCCACUGUUCCUGCAGGAGGUGACCAGUGUUGUUCUUGUGUUUUGCUCUAAAAACAAAACAAAACAAAACACACAAUCAGAUAGUUGUGCUUUUUAAAUCAUGCCUUUUUACUUUUCAAGUAUCUCUACUCACACUGUUGUCUUAUGGUUUCGCACAAAUGGACGAAAAUCAGCGUUGAGGCUUCGCACAAGUGGAUGAAAAUCGGCGAUGCGUAAUGGUAAAGGUUACAAAGGGUGCACAAUAUUUUGGAAAUAUUAGUGGAAGCGUUCAAUCGAUCAUUUCAUCGAAAGGCUUUUUUUCCCCUUUUGUUUUAAAUAUCAUCGCCCUCGUAAAAUAACAGCCAAAGUCAUAUUUUGACAAAUAAAUAUUGUUUUGCUUUAAACAUCUCAUCAAGCUGGCCUCCUGCUAAAAUCGGCUACAUCUUUUGGUGAAACAGAACGUUCAAUUUUACCCCAGAACUGAAAUUAUUAGUAAAUAUAAUAUCAAGAGAAUUUAGUUCCGAUUUUCAUUUUUUCUGAAAAGACUGAAAACAUGACUUCGGCCAUUACAUAAGGAAAAUAAUGAACAUAUAUUUUUUUUUCAGGCAGACAUACAUUUUAUAGCAGCAUUUUUUUGUCAAAUAUAAUUGUUAUGGUUGUUUUUUUUUUUUGUUUGUUUGUUUUUUUUUAAAUAACCCCCAAUGCGUUUCAGUGGGUGUCACUGAUGUGCGGAUUUCCGCUAUUUGUGGCCCGACGGGUUCCUAUCACUGUAAAUCGGAUCCCGUAUGUGUGUGCAUUACAGUUCCUUACAUGCUCCUCAAAUUUUUGCUGGCAACACAAAGCAGAAAAAAAAAACGGAGCAAGUCUCAUAUUGUCGAGAUCACAAGUUGAAAAAAAUUAAAAAUCACGCUACUUGAAAUGUGGAUUAUGCUCAAAAUGUUUUCCUUAACUAGUGUGGCCACCCCACGAUCAUCUGCAAACAGUGAAAAUCCGCAAAUGAUGGACGCUGACUGAUAAUAGCCAUGAUUUUUUAUUUUUUUUUUUAUUUUGCGGAAUAUUGAAAAUCCCUAUUAAGAGCCAACCUUUUAAGGUUUCUUCAUUCUUUCCAUU